AACUCACCUCUUCACAUCUUUUCCCCCCAAUCUUUGAGCUACUUUAAUUUUCUCAUAGCCAAGAAUUUUGUUCACCAACUUCAGAGUGUCUAGGAAGUUCAAACAGAUGGACAAAAUGAAGUCAAGGAUUCUUGUAUUCGCCAUCGUCCUCAUUAUGAUCACCUCUGCGAUGGGGGACGACGACUCCAGUUUUUGCGAUGGGAAAUGCUCGGUUCGGUGCUCCAAGGCGGGGCGGCAGGACCGGUGCCUCAAGUACUGCGGGAUAUGCUGCGAGAAGUGCCAUUGCGUGCCGUCGGGGACAUAUGGGAACAAGGACGAGUGCCCUUGCUAUAGGGACAUGAAGAACUCCAAGGGGAACCCCAAGUGCCCUUGACUGCCUUCAACUAAUGUGUGUUCAUCUAUAUGACACACCAAUCAGUAAUUUAUUUGGGGCUGUGAAAUACUACACAUCAUAUCAUAUAUAUAUGUAAAAUGGUACAAUUAGAUUGCCUAUAAUAAUAAUUGGAUAGAGUGAUCAAAAUUGUAUUCCUUACAGACCUAUAUAUGCAGUGAAGGGCUGGAAAAAGUUUCUCUCUCGUAUUUA
Molecule: messenger RNA, 583 nt
Organism: Sesamum indicum (sesame)
Lineage: Eukaryota; Viridiplantae; Streptophyta; Magnoliopsida; Lamiales; Pedaliaceae
Source: RefSeq, a predicted model, not a curated record